AUGGCUCCUCGGAAAGCUCCCCAAUAUGACGACUAUCGAGUUGCCGCACAGGAGAUUAUCCUCUCCUCCUCCGAUAACGAUUACCUAGACCAGCUAAUUCCCGCGCUCAAAGAUGCCACAAACUCAGGUCGAACGAAGGGGCUCAUGCAGAGCUUGUCGCAAUAUGCUGAUGCGCGAGAAGGGGAUAUCGAACGGAUUGGGAUGACGAAGCAUGAAGAAUUUCUGCAAUCUGUUAAUCAGUUGCAGCAGGUUAGGGAGGGAACCACGGCGCUCACAACAGAGAUCUUGAAACUCAAUCAAUCCAUACAAUCAAGCACCGAGAAAUUAGCUGCACAGAAGGGCGCGCUGGUUGAUACAAGCGCGGUUCGCCAGAACAUCGCCGAGGCGUCCGAAGCGCUGAGAGAAUCCCUCAAGGUUCUCCACGCUGUCAAUCAGGCUCAUGAUUUGAUCCGCAAGAAACAAUACUAUGCUGCCUUGAAAGCUCUGGAUGAUCUCCAGAACGAACAUCUUAUCCCUACAAUUCAAAACAAAUAUGCGACUCAACAUCGGCUGGCCGAUAUAAUACAAAAGUCCAUCCCUGCCUCCCAAAAAGCUAUAUCCGAAGCUGUCAUGAGCGAUCUUAAUACCUGGCUUUUCCGAAUAAGAGAGACAUCUCAAUUCCUGGGCGAGGUCGCCUUCUACCAUACCGAGCUCCGACGAACACGACAGAAGGAGCGUAUGGAAGGGAACCCGUAUUUGCAAAAUUUUAAGCUCAACUCUGCCAUUGAAUUGGUAUUUGACGAGAGCGAGGAAUUUGAUGUCCUUGAUAAUGAGGAGUUGCAGGUCGACUUCACACCACUAUUCGAGUGCCUGCACAUUCAUGAAGCACUCGGUCAAAGUGAUAAAUUCCGGGCAGAUUACGCUGCAACUAGGAGGCAACAGAAGGAAUUGUUGUUACCAAGCUCAGUCAACCUCCUGGAGGAUAACGAGAACAGUCUCAGCAGUUUGUUAGAAGGGAUCGCUGGUUUUGCCAUUAUCGAAAAGGCUACGACGAGGAGAGCUCACAGCCUUCGGUCUCCUGUUGAUGUCGAUGAACUCUGGGAUUCAAUGUGCAAUACUACAGUUAAAUUGAUUACGAAGGCUUUAGAUCAGGUUGACAAUGCGGAGGUGCUACUCAAGAUCAAGGGUGUCAUUGCCCUAUUUAUACAGACCAUGGAUGGCUGGGGCUACUCUGUGGCAUUACUCGACAAUUUCUUGCUCAAGCUCUUCGAGAAAUACGCAGAACUACUCAAGAAAAGAUUCAGUGAUGACUUCCAAGAGAUUGUAUCCAGCGACGAUUACAUGCCCAUGCCCAUAAGUGACUUGGACAAGUACGACAAAGUCGUUAGUGUUAGUUGGUUUACGCCGGAGAUGCCAAGAGAAGAGCUCACAUUCCCAUGUGUAUUGCCUUUCUCGCAAAUGUACCCUCUUUGCUGCAUCGAUAUCCGGAACUUCCUUAAUCAAUUUUAUUUCUUCUCCGACGAUCAUUUCCAGCAGCCAAAUGUAAUUGACGAGGCGCUUAAAAAGUCCCUAGAUGAACUACUUUCCGAAAAAGUUUGCAAGUCCUUAGUAGAGAGGCUCAGCUCUCAAUACCUAGGCCAGAUCGUACAAAUCCUCAUCAAUCUCGAACAUUUUGAAAUAGCAUGCAAAGAGCUGGAGCAACUGCUCAUCGCAGCCCGAUCCUCGACUUCGGCCGGCGGGCCAAUAAUUCUCGAUGCGACCGAAGAAUUCCGGAGCAAUAAGAAGACGGCGGAAAAGCGGAUAUUCGAAUUGGUGAAUUCGAAGAUCGACGAUUUGGUUGAAACGGCUGAGUAUGACUGGAUGGCUCCAACACUGGAAACAGAGCCGAGCAACUACAUGCAAACACUCAUACGCUACCUAUCCAACAUCAUGAACUCCACGCUCCUAGGCCUCCCUCGAGAGAUCAAAGAACUGAUUUACUUCGACGCGCUCUCUCACGCCGCAAACAUGAUUCUCGCCCUCCCCCUCUCCCCCUCAGUCAAGAAAAUAAACCCCAACGGCACCGCCGCCCUCGCCAAAGAUGUGUCCCACCUCAGCGAUUUCGUCGACGGCCUAGAGAACGCGCCCAUCCUGAAGGAAAACUUGGAUGAGUUACAACAGACGGUCCUGCUCAUGCAGACAGAGAACCCUGAGGAGUUUUAUGAUAUUAGUAUUAGGAACAAGAAGUUCGGCAGGGUGGAUGCGAUGAAUGGACCGCAGAUUUUAGAGAAACUUACGUAUUCGGUGCAGAGCCCUACGGGGACGAGGACAGAUCGUCUUGCUAAUUUCUCAUCAAGGUUUGGGAUGAAGUAA
Messenger RNA from Venustampulla echinocandica, 2331 nucleotides. RefSeq lists its product as uncharacterized. The transcript has 10 exons. Gene Ontology annotation, biological process: exocytosis; intracellular protein transport; Golgi to plasma membrane transport. Gene Ontology annotation, cellular component: membrane; exocyst. The coding region runs from base 1 to 2331 and encodes 776 amino acids. The record is from RefSeq and is a predicted model, not a curated record. Lineage: Eukaryota; Fungi; Ascomycota; Leotiomycetes; Helotiales; Pleuroascaceae.